Messenger RNA from Macroventuria anomochaeta, 1232 nucleotides. Its product is annotated as NAD(P)-binding protein. The transcript is spliced from 2 exons. Gene Ontology annotation, biological process: NADPH regeneration. NCBI's taxonomy places the organism in Eukaryota, Fungi, Ascomycota, Dothideomycetes, Pleosporales, Didymellaceae. Gene Ontology annotation, cellular component: cytoplasm. The record is from RefSeq and is a predicted model, not a curated record. Bases 1 to 1083 code for a protein of 360 amino acids. Gene Ontology annotation, molecular function: nucleotide binding; oxidoreductase activity.
AUGGCACUACACAAGCUCCAAGUCGCAGUUGCAGGCCUUGGCCGCAUGGGCGCUCGCCACGCCCUUAACUUCCUCAACAGUGUUCCCCGCGCUGAGCUUGUCGCUGCUUUCUCGCCAGAGCCCAAGGAACUUGAAUGGGCUAAGGUACACCUUGAGCCCUUCGGCGUCACGCUGUACAGCGACUACAAGAAGAUGCUGGAACACCCGGGCCUGGAGGCUGUCUGCAUCGGUACAGCAACAUCUGUCCACGCUGAGGAGUCUAUCCAGGCAAUGGAUAAGAACUUGCACGUGCUAUGCGAGAAACCACUCUCGACAACUGUGAAGGUCUGCCAGGACGUUGUCGAUCAUGCAGCAAAGAAGCCUCACCUGAAAGUCAUGUGUGGCUUCUCCAGGAGAUUUGACGCCAGUUACCGCGAUGUAGCAGAGAAGAUUGAGGCCGGCAAGAUCGGUCGCCCGACUAUCCUGCGCUCACAGACGUGCGACAAGCACGACCCAUCAGGGACAUUCACCACACGCUUCUUCGUCGCCUACGCCGCCUGGUCCGGCGGUGUCUUCGUUGACAUGUCCGUCCAUGAUAUCGACCUCACACUGUGGUACUUCGGCUCCUCCGUAGUCCCCAAAUCGAUCUCCGCCUACGGCGUCGUCGCUGUCCAGCCCGGCCUCAAGAAAUACAACGACUACGACAACGCCGUCGGCAUCAUCGAGUUCUGGGACGGCCGCAUCGCGCACUACUACGCGUCACGCAUGAUGCCGCACGGGCAGGAGGACGUGACCGAGAUUAUCGGCACAAAGGGCAAGCUCACCGUCAACCUGAACCCCCAGAAGAACUUAGUAAACUACUACCACAGUGGUGGUGUUACGCGCGAGGUGCCGCUUGAUUACUGGGGAAGGUUUGAGCAGGGGUUUGUAAGUGAGGCGAAUGAGUUCACCAAGGCUUGCCUCGAUAACACACCGGUGCCGUUGGAGUUCAACAAUGCGGUGAAGGCUGUGCAAAUUGGUGCUUGGUUGCAGGAGGCGCUGAUCAGUGGGAAGCAGAUCAAGUUUGAUGAGAGUGGGAAGCGGACUGAGAAGUCGAACUUGUAAGGCUUGAUAUUUCUAGAGGAAGGGUAGAAGAUUGUUGAGAGCAAAAGCAUGCAGAUAGAACGCACAAUUCUAGGGCAUUGAUUGCUCACAUCGUUGCUGCCGUAUUCAGGUAAUGGUCAGCUCGGUUCGGCCGUUCUCCAUAUCACUGC